AUUUAUAUCUAUCCUUCUAGUCAUUUCUAUUUUUUCUCUUGCUUUCUUUGGUAUAGAUUUGUUUUUAUCUUGAUAAUUGUUACUAUCAUGCCUGGCUCAGGCAAAGCUAGCCACGGAGAUGAACCACAGGUGGCUCAGCCUAUUCAAGACCUAGACUUAACCAUGUCUGAAAAGGGAGCUGGGCAAGCCUCCUUCACAUCUGAUGGCUCUUCGACGGAGGAUGAUGAUACUCGAGUAGCUACGCUGGCAAGGAGCCUUACUCGAGAGACUACCCACUACCAAGGGGUCAACCCCUUCCUAGAUAAUCGACCGGAACUCGAUCCAAACUCUCCUCAGUUCGACGCAAGAAAGUGGGUGAAAACUCUCUUGCAUGCCUUCGCCCAAGAACCUGACAAGUUUCCUCGACCCCCUGUUGGUGUCUCGUGGCGUGACCUAUGUGUACACGGGUUUGGAAAAGAUACCGAUUACCAGAAGGACAUCUUGAAUGUCCUUUGGCGAGCACCCCUGAUCGCUAGAGAGUGGAUUUCUCACAAGCAACAGAAGCUUCAAAUCCUGAAUAACUUCGAUGGAUUAGUCAAGAGCGGUGAAAUGGUCUUGGUCUUGGGCCGUCCAGGAAGCGGUGUCUCGACUUUGCUGAAGACUAUUGCUGGUAAUACUCAUGGUCUUUACCUUGAUCAAAACUCCCAUGUCAACUACCAAGGCAUACCGUUUGAUGUCAUGCACAGUCGUUUCCGAGGAGAGGUCAUCUACCAAGCCGAGACCGAUAUUCAUUUCCCCCAAUUGACUGUGGGCCAAACGUUGCAAUUCGCCGCACUGGCUCGCACACCCGAGAAUCGUCUACCGGGAGUUAGUCGGGAGAUGUACGCGCAGCAUUUGAGAGAUGUGGUUAUGGCUGUAUUUGGUAUUUCGCAUACGAUUAACACGAGGUUGGGCAAUGAUUUCAUCCGAGGAGUGAGUGGUGGCGAGCGCAAAAGAGUCAGUAUUGCUGAAGUUACUCUUAACCAGAGUGCCAUUCAAUGCUGGGACAACAGUACCCGCGGCUUGGACUCCGCGACUGCUUUGGAGUUCGCGAAAACUCUCAGACUGUCAACCGAGUUGGGUGAGACCGCGGCCAUUGUCGCGAUGUAUCAAGCUUCGCAGCCGGCAUACGAUGUUUUCGACAAGGUAGCUGUGCUGUAUGAAGGACGGCAGAUAUUCUUCGGUCAUAAGGAUGAGGCUAAGAAGUACUUCACUGACCUUGGAUAUCACUGUCCCGAUCGCCAAAAUACGGCCGAUUUCCUUACGUCUCUCACAAACCCAUCCGAGAGAGUGGUCCAACCCGGGUUUGAAGACAGGGUCCCCCGUACCCCUGACGAGUUUGCGCAAGUAUGGAAGUCUAGCGAAUCACGAGCAAACCUCAUCAAGGAGAUUGAAGCCUUCGAACAAGAAUUCCCCACAAAGGGUCAAAAUUACCAGAUGUUGAAGCAGUCUCGGAAGACCCAACAGGCAUCGUUCACGCGCAAUAAAAGUCCUUACACUAUCUCAAUCCCUAUGCAAAUCCGUCUCUGCAUGACUCGGGGAUUCCAGCGCAUGAUGGGAGACAAAAUAUUCGUGGUUGUCACCAUCUUAGCUAAUGUGGUGAUAUCUCUGGUACUUGGCAGCAUUUACUACAAGCUUGAACCUGUCGCAGAGAGCAUGAACAGCAGAUGUGUUCUGCUCUAUUUUGCUAUCGUCUUCAACGCCUUGAGUAGUGCCUUAGAGAUAUUCUCCCUUUACGCCCAACGACCCAUUGUGGAAAAGCAGUCUCGCUAUGCGUUGUAUCAUCCCUUUGCCGAAGCAGUUUCCUCUACCAUAUGCGACCUGCCGGUUAAGAUAAUCUCAGUCCUUUGCUUCGAUAUACCCUUGUACUUCAUGACUCAGCUCAGACAAGAAGCCGGCGCAUUCUUCAUAUUCUUGCUCUUCGGGUUCACUGCUACGUUUACCAUGUCUAUGAUUCUCCGGACCAUAGCUCAAACUUCCCGAACUAUACAACAAGCGAUCACUCCUGCAGCUAUUUUCAUAUUGGCAUUGGUCAUCUACACUGGAUUUGUCCUCCCUAUACGGUACAUGCAGGGUUGGCUUCGCUGGCUCAACUAUCUGGAUCCGAUCUCCUAUGCAUACGAAAGUCUCGUCGCUAACGAAUUCUCCAACCGCCAAUUUCCGUGUACUAUGUUUGUACCGAUGGGAGGCCCCUAUGUGAAUGCUACUCCACUUGAAAAGACUUGUUCGGUUGCAGGUGCCUUGCCCGGCCAAGACUUCGUCAGUGGUGAUGUAUUCAUCAAUGGGAACUUUGAAUUUUACCAUUCCCACAUCUGGAGAAAUUUCGGUAUCCUUAUUGCGUACAUCAUUUUCUUCACGAUAGUCUAUAUGCUCGCUGCGGAAUAUCUCUCCCUCGAAGUUUCUAAGGGUGAAGUCCUAAUCUUCCGUCGCAACCACAAAUCUUCAAACAGUCCGAAAGCACAGAAUGACGAAGAAUCUGGACCUGCGAGUGGUCCGCCCAGCAAAAGGCAGAGGGAUAGCGAUGUUUCCGGUACAAUUGGCGGCCAAAUCCAAAACCAGAAUUCGAUCUUCCAUUGGUCUGAUGUCUGCUAUGAUAUUACCAUCAAGGGGAAACCUAGGCGGAUUUUGGACCACGUUGAUGGGUGGAUUAAGCCUGGAACAUUGACAGCGCUCAUGGGUGCAACUGGAGCUGGAAAGACAACUCUUCUCGAUGUAUUGGCUAACCGUGUGACUAUGGGUGUUGUCGGUGGCGAUAUCAUGGUUAAUGGAAUUCCUCGCGGAAACUCUUUCCAGAGACAGACCGGUUAUGUUCAGCAACAGGAUAUCCAUCUCGAAACAGCGACUAUUAGAGAAGCCCUGCGAUUCAGUGCAUCGCUCCGACAACCCUUCAGUGUUCCGAUAGAAGAAAAGUACGCUUAUGUUGAGGAGGUCAUUAAGCUCUUAGAUAUGGAAACCUAUGCGGAUGCAAUCAUUGGAGUUCCUGGAGAAGGUUUAAAUGUCGAGCAACGUAAGCGUUUGACUAUUGGAGUCGAGCUUGCUGCCAAGCCAGAACUGCUCGUUUUCUUUGACGAACCUACUUCCGGACUGGACAGCCAGACUGCGUGGUCUAUCAUGAGCCUUCUGAGAAAGCUAUCUGAUAACGGACAAGCGAUUCUAUGUACCAUUCAUCAACCCUCGGCUAUGCUUUUUCAACAGUUCGAUCGCCUACUACUAUUAAGCUUCGGAGGCAAGACGGUGUACUUCGGUGAUAUCGGACCCAACGCCCAGACAUUGACUAGUUACUUCGAACGAAACGGAGGCAGCCCAUGUGGUAAGAGUGAGAACCCUGCGGAAUGGAUGUUACGAGUUAUCGGAGCCGCGCCCGGAGCCCACGCCAACCGAAACUUCCACGAUGUCUGGCGCAACAGUGAGGAGUACGAGGCCGUGAAGAAGGAACUGAGAGUCUUGGAAUUGGGAAAAACGAGUACUGAAAGCGUGCGUCAGGAUGUUGUGACCACCAACGCAUACUAUGCUACUCCUUUCCACUACCAAUUCUUCCUAUGCACCAAGCGAGUGUUUGAGCAAUACUGGCGCAGCCCCUCGUACAUUUACGCAAAGUUGAUCCUUUGCGGUGGCACGUCUCUAUUCAUCGGUGUAUCCUUCUACAAAACCCAGUUAUCACUAGCCGGUCUCCAAAACCAGAUGUUCGCCAUCUUCAUGCUUCUCGUCAUCUUCGCCUUCCUCGUCUACCAAACCAUGCCUCAAUUCCUCCUCCAGCGACAACAAUACGAAGGACGCGAACGAUCAUCGCGGAUUUACUCGUGGUACACUUUCCUUCUCGCCAACAUGGUCGUCGAACUGCCAUGGAGCACAAUUGCGUCGCUUCUAGUCUUCGUUCCGUUUUAUUAUCUUGUCGGCAUGAAUGAGAACGCGGUCCAGACUAAUGCUGUUACGGAACGGGGCGGGCUUAUGUUCCUGCUCACAUGGUCGUUCUUGAUUUUUGAGUCCACUUUCGCGGAUAUGGUCAUCGCUGGUGUCGAGACGUCUGAGGUUGGCGCCGUCCUUGCCUUGCUUCUAUUUGCCAUGUCCUUGAUCUUCUCUGGUGUCAUGGUGCCUAAGAGCUCCCUCCCCGGAUUUUGGGUCUUCAUGUACCGCGUAUCACCACUCACUUACAUCAUCAGCGCCAUGUUAUCCGUCGGUGUCGCAAACCACGACGUCCAAUGCGACGCGAUCGAGCUAUUGAGUUUCCAACCCCCUGCGGGACAGACGUGCGGCGAUUACAUGGCUCCGUACAACUCAGUCGCGUUUGGGGCUGUUUACAACCCGGAAGCUACUUCGAACUGCCAGUUCUGUUCCUUAUCUAACACAAACGUCUUCCUUGCGACCGUCGACUCAUACUACGGCGAUAGGUGGCGCAACCUCGGCUUAAUCUGGGCCUAUAUCGUCUUCAAUAUUGGCGCUGCUCUGUUUAUCUACUGGGCUGCUCGAGUUCCUAAGAAUUCGAGUUCGAAUAUUGUUGAGAAGGCUAAGCAGCUAAUCUCGAAGAAAAAAUAGUUUAAUAUUGGGGUGUCUGGGCAUUCAUCCUAGGGUGUGGGCGCGAGAUAGUAAUUACAGGCUUCGCGCGAAGAGCACUCGGACUCAACUUUCCUUUCUGUCAAGACUGUCCGUCAUUGCGCUUUUUAUUAUCUUGGAAUUAGAAUUUAUUGGGUUUAUAUCAAUGGGCCAUGCCUUAUUUGGGUACUAAGGUUGGAUAGAAUUAUGUAUGGUUAUGUACACGCAUAUAAUAGAGUAUUAGCAGUCGGGCCAAUCAAGGUAUCUUCACGUUCUCCUAUUGAUCUAAGUAUUCUAUGUCCUGCUCUAAAGAGACUUGAUUAAAAUACAAUGGGUCAUAACAAUACAUUCAAAUUUACUUUCAA
Molecule: messenger RNA, 4913 nt
Organism: Annulohypoxylon maeteangense
Lineage: Eukaryota; Fungi; Ascomycota; Sordariomycetes; Xylariales; Hypoxylaceae
Product: ABC-2 type transporter-domain-containing protein
Exons: 10
Coding region: 88-4551 (1487 amino acids)
Biological process (GO): transmembrane transport
Cellular component (GO): membrane
Molecular function (GO): ABC-type transporter activity; ATP hydrolysis activity; ATP binding
Source: RefSeq, a predicted model, not a curated record